AUGGUUGCGCAGGCAUUGACCGCAUCUGAUGGAAGGAAACGUUUCCUCAGCCAAGACGACCUCGAGUGUGAACGAUGCUUCACGCAGGAUGGUAUGGUCUAUGACUUGAAGGCAAUAGGGGUCCAGAUUGUAGAGUCGACAUGCUCAGUUGGUCACAACAGUAUUCUGAACUACUUGAAAAAGGCCGCAGAUGUGCUGGGCAUCGAAUUCGAUUGCGAGCCCGAUGUGAAGAUCAUCCUGGAUCCUAUGCCCAGUAUGGUUCAAGCCUCAGCUACUUGUACUGGUGGCAAUCCUGUUCUCGGCACCAACGACCCCGGCUCUUCUU
Messenger RNA from Perkinsus marinus ATCC 50983, 325 nucleotides. RefSeq lists its product as hypothetical. The transcript has a single exon. NCBI's taxonomy places the organism in Eukaryota, Perkinsozoa, Perkinsida, Perkinsidae. The record is from RefSeq and is a predicted model, not a curated record. The annotation marks the transcript as partial.